Messenger RNA from Fusarium venenatum, 1746 nucleotides. NCBI's taxonomy places the organism in Eukaryota, Fungi, Ascomycota, Sordariomycetes, Hypocreales, Nectriaceae. The record is from RefSeq and is a predicted model, not a curated record.
AUGGCCUAUCAGAGGGAAUUCGAGAUGCAGGCCAUUCCUCCGCCAUCGCCAAAGACAUUACCAGCACCAGAACCCUCAUCAAAUAAUCUCGGCCCAGACUCAUCUUCUCCGAGCGCGUUGCACCGACUCCUAACAAGCUUCACACGCGCCCCGCCGCCGAGUCGGUCUGAGGAUGAGUACUCACUCAGCAGCUACAACACGUCGUACGCGACAAAUGGAAGGCUUUUCAAUAUGAGUAAAGCCAACUACAAUUCUGCCAACACCGCCCUCGCCCGUGAGCUCAAAAAUCGACACUUGCAGAUGAUCGCGUUCGGAGGGUCUAUCGGAACCGGUCUUUUUGUCGCCAGCGGCGUGGCGUUAUUUCGGGGAGGACCGGCUUCGCUACUCAUUGCCUUUGUGACAAUGGGCACAAUGCAAUUCUUUACGAUGCAAGCUCUUGGAGAAUUAAGUGUUGCGUUUCCGACCCAUCAUGGGGGUUUGCAAUGGGGUGGAAUUUUACCACUUGAGAUUAUCGCCGGUGCAUUUACGACAAAUUACUGGAACCCAGAUGCCAGCAAGUCAAUGUUUAUCAUCCUUUUCUUUUUUCUCAUUCUCGGCAUCAAUUUACUCGGUGUGAAAGGCUAUGGAGAGGCCGAGUUUAUCUUUUCAGCCGUCAAGAUCACCGCCGUCAUGGGCUUCAUUCUCCUUGGUAUAAUUAUCAACAUAGCAGGCGAACCAGAAGGCGGCUACAUUGGCUUCAGUCACUGGCAGAACCCAGGCGCCUUCAACAACGGCUUCAAAGGAUUCGCAAGUGUCCUCGUUACUGCAACAUUCUCUUUUGCCGGCACAGAAAUGGUCGGUCUCGCCGCCGCGGAAACAAGCAACCCGAAAAAGUCUCUCCCAGCAGCCGUAAAGCAGGUCUUUUGGCGCAUAUCCCUCUUCUACAUCCUCUCGAUUCUUCUUAUCGGUCUGCUCGUCCCAUAUAAUGAACCGCGACUGUUGGGUGCCAAGUACGGAUCUGAUGCGGCAGCCAGUCCCUUCGUCAUCGCCAUCGAGAUGAGCGGUUCGGAUAUUUUACCCGAUAUUAUGAAUGCUGUUAUUCUCAUUAGUUUGAUAUCGGUUGGAAACACGGCUGUGUAUGCUUCGUCGCGCACAAUUGCCGCGUUGGCAGAGCAGUCGUUAGCACCCAAGAUCUUUGCCUACAUCGACCGGACUGGACGACCUCUCAUUGCGAUUAUUUGCUGCGGAACGGUAGGUCUGCUUGCUUUCGUCGCGAAUUCCGAAAUCCACAACGAAAUCUUCAACUGGCUUCUCGCCAUCAGCGGGUUAAGUACUUUGUUCACAUGGGCAUCCAUAUGUGUCUGCCACAUCCGCUUCCGAAAAGCAUGGCAACUCUCAGGCUACAAGCUAUCCCAACUAGCUUUCAAAUCGCAAGUAGGCGUUUGGGGCUCAUGGGUAGCUCUGUUUGCCUACACCACUGUAUUACUCCUCCAAUUCUGGGUGGCCAUAUCACCCAUCCAACCUACGGACCAAGCACCAUUCACAACGCCUGAACGCAUCAAGAAUUUCUUUUUGCAGAUUCUAACAGUACCUGUUAUUAUCGCCUUUUACUUUGCACAUAAAAUCUGGGUGGGGACAAAAAUUGUUCGAGAUAAAGAUAUAGAUAUUCAUACAGGUCGUAGAUACCUGCAGGUAUGGAAUGAAGAGGAGGAGCAGGCACGAAAAGCAUGGCCUCUGUGGAAACGGCUUUACAAUCAUAUGUGUUAG